CCACUCAGCACAGAGGGAGGAAGGCAAGCAGAGCUGACACAACCGGGACCGCACUGCUCCUGAGUGUUUCUGGAGCAGAAGCUCAUCUCACAGAGGGAGGGAAACAGCGGGCAGCAGGCACCAUGGAGCCCCCCUCGGCCCCUCCCAGAGGAGGACUCGUCCCCUGGUGGGAGCUCCUGCUGGCAGUCUCACUCUUAACCUUCUGGAACCCGCCCACCACUGCCGAAGUCACUGUGGAAUCAGUGCCGCCCAAUGCUACCGAAGGGAAGGACGUUCUUCUGCGAGCCCACAGUCUGCCUGGGGAUCUUCUAGGCUGUAACUGGUUCAGAGGGGCAACUGUAAUGUCCAGUCAUCAAAUUAUAUCAUAUAUAGUAGACACACAAGUAGCUACCCCAGGGCCUGCACACAGCGGCAGAGAGACAAUAUACCCCAAUGGAUCCCUGCUGUUCCAGAGAGUCACCCUGAACGACACAGGAAACUACACCCUACAAAUCGUGAGGAAAAAUGCUCAAGUGGAACAAGGAACAGGACAAAUCCGCGUAUUCCCGGAGUUACCCAAACCCAACAUCACAAGCAACAACUCCGACCCUGUGGAGAAUGCGGAUUCUGUAGUAUUAACGUGUGAACCUCAGACUCAGAGCACAAGCUACCUGUGGUCAGUAAACAGUAAGAGCCUCCCGGCCAGCGCCAGGCUGGAACUGUCCCUGGACAACAGGACUCUCACUAUACACCGUGUUACAAGAAAUGACACAGGACCCUAUCAGUGUGAGACUCGGAACCCAGUGAGUGCCGAUGGUAGUGAUCCAUUCACCCUGAAUGUUCUCUGUGAGUAACUUCCCUUCCUACCUGGCCCGCGCUGCCAGCCCAAAUCCACACUGCCAGAGGCCAGGCCACAUCCAUCCUUCUGGGGUCCGAGUCCAUGACUCAGCUGGACCCCCAGGCUGGCCAUGGCUUCUUGUCCCAGGGAAACGUGGGCAGACCCAGCCUAAGCCAAGACUAGGAGGGAAAGGCUGCUCCUCCCUGAGAGGGUCACCAGCCUGUGAGGAGAAACAGACGAAUGUCUCAGACCCAGGCUCAGUGAACACAGGGGCUCCUAU
This is a messenger RNA of Ailuropoda melanoleuca (giant panda), 1097 nucleotides long. RefSeq names its product carcinoembryonic antigen-related cell adhesion molecule 8-like. The transcript is spliced from 3 exons. Lineage: Eukaryota; Metazoa; Chordata; Mammalia; Carnivora; Ursidae. Gene Ontology annotation, cellular component: cell surface; plasma membrane. Gene Ontology annotation, biological process: signal transduction; regulation of immune system process. The record is from RefSeq and is a predicted model, not a curated record. Gene Ontology annotation, molecular function: protein tyrosine kinase binding. Bases 123 to 833 code for a protein of 236 amino acids.